Molecule: messenger RNA, 396 nt
Organism: Williopsis jadinii
Lineage: Eukaryota; Fungi; Ascomycota; Saccharomycetes; Phaffomycetales; Wickerhamomycetaceae
Product: endosulfine family protein
Exons: 1
Coding region: 27-326 (99 amino acids)
Cellular component (GO): cytoplasm
Molecular function (GO): protein phosphatase inhibitor activity
Source: RefSeq, a predicted model, not a curated record
GAAGGCCUUGAACCAGCACUACAAGGAUGCCUGAUAACGACGUUGACAUUUCUAAACUGACACCACAAGAACAGAAGCUUUAUAAGCUGUAUGGAAAACUCCCUUCAAGGACCGAAUUAAUCUCACACAAGCUACAGGAGCGCAAGUAUUUUGACAGCGGAGAUUAUGCCCUUAACCAAGCUGGUGUGAAGGACAUCAAUUCCAGAUUGAGCAAUAGACACCUGAACCCAGAGAUGAUAUCGAGGAUCAAUAGAAACUCUGUGAGUGGACAAGGCUCUGCUCCAAAGAGUUCGCUGGAGAACGAGGCGAAGCUGGAUGACAAGUGAAGUGUCAUACAUAUACGAUAUCAGAGGAGGGAAGACAAUAGGUAAAUUGGCACUGAAAUUGAAUAGUAGU